Messenger RNA from Plasmodium malariae, 2403 nucleotides. Its product is annotated as Plasmodium exported protein, unknown function. Bases 1 to 2403 code for a protein of 800 amino acids. NCBI's taxonomy places the organism in Eukaryota, Apicomplexa, Aconoidasida, Haemosporida, Plasmodiidae. The record is from RefSeq and is a predicted model, not a curated record. The transcript has 2 exons.
AUGGAAAAGUUAAAAAGAAAAGAUAGAAAAAAAAGAAAAAGUAUUUUUCUUCCCAUUUUUAAAAUUUCUAUAUGUGCCUUUUUAGUAUGGAUUAUACAAUGCUUAAUCAAAGAUACAUGUCAAUAUGGUGCUAAUAAUAAGCAAAAUAUGGAAGGAACAAUGCUAUUAACAUUUAGCAGGUUCUUAUCGGAACCUAAGAUAGAGUUUGAUGCAGUAUUUGGUGAAUUUAAAAAUAAAUUUUUGGAUAAAAUGGAAUUACAUGAUCAGGAAAAGAACCAAAUUAAAAAUAUGAUGCACUCUUAUUUUAACAAUAUAGAUUUCAAAGCCCUAGAGGAACAGAUUAAGGAAAAUCCAAAUAUGUGUCAGCAAUAUCCACCACCUCCCGAUUUACUUGAAAAAUUUCCGCCUCCUCCCAAUAUGCUUGAAAAUUUUCCACUUCCACCUAAUGUAUUUCAGAAUUUUCAACCCCCACCAGAUAUGUUUGGGAAAUUUCCAGUUUAUCCAAACAUGUUUCCAGAACAUCUUCCAAAUACUAGCGCACAUGAAAAUGCUCAACCUAGUACUAGUACAUUUGAACAUACACAACCAACUACGAACACGUUUGAAAAUGCUCAACCAAGUACUAGUACAUUUGAACAUAUACAACCAACUACGAGCACGUUUGAAAAUGCUCAACCAACUACGAGCACGUUUGAAAAUGCUCAACCAAGUACUAGUACAUUUGAACAUACACAACCAAAUAUUAGCACAUUUGAACAUACACAACCAAGAACGUGUACACUUGAAAAUCCUGAACCAAGUACUAGCAUAUUUGAAGAUCCUCAACAAAAUAAUAAUAUAUUUGAAGAUCCUUAUUCUAUUACUAGCACGUUUGAAGAUCCUCAAACAAGUACAUGUACAUUUGAAGAUCGUCAACCAAGUAUUGGCGUAUUUGAAGAUACUCAACCUAGUAGUAACAUAUAUGAAAAUUCAGAACAAAGUACGAGCUUAUUUGAAGGUCCUCAUCAUAAUACUAGCUUAUUUGAAAAUCCUCAAUCUAGUGUUAGCGUAUCUGAAGAUCCUCAACAUAGUACUAGCAUAUCUGAAGAUCCUAAACAUUGUAAUGGCAUAUUUGAAGUUCCUGAACAAAGUUCUAGCACAUGUGAAGAUCCUAAACCGAGUACAUGUUCAUUUGAACAUCCUCAAUCAUAUACUAGCAUAUUUGAAGAUUCUCAACCGAGCAGUAGCAUACUUGAAGAUUCUCAACCAAGUACAAGCACAUUUGAAAAUGUUCAACCAAAAACGUGUACACUCGAAGAUUCUGAACCAAGUACUAAAAUAUUUGAAGUCCCUGAACGAAGUACUAGUACGUUUGAAGAUCCUGAACCAAGUUCUAGUACGUUUGAAGAUCCUGAACCAAGCACUAGCACGGUUGAAGAUCCUGAACCAAGUUCUAGUACGUUUGAAGAUCCUGAACCAAGUAUUGACCCUAUUGGAGAAACGCACCAAUAUUUAAAACAAUCAGAAAAUCCUAAACAAAGCACGAAUUUAUUUGAAGUUCCUCAAUCUAGUACGAACCCCAAUGGAAAACCACAAUAUUGUUUAAACCCCGUUGAACAACCUCAACAAAGCAAACAUUUAUUUGAACAGCUUUUAACUAGUUCUUACCCUAAUGGACGACCACAACAAUAUAUAAAUCCAUUUGAACAGAUGCAACAAAGCUCGAACUUAUUUGAAGUUCCUCAACCUAGUACUAGCUCUAAUGCACAACCACAACAAUAUUUAAAUCCACUUGAACAGAUGCAACAAAAUCCGCAUUUACUUGAACAGAUGAAAAGAAAUGCUCAUUUAUUUGAACAGGUGCAAAGAAAUGCAAAUACUUUUCAAAAACUUGACACAAUUGAACAAAACAAAAAUAUAAAUAAAGAAGAAAGUAAAAAAAAAGAUGAUAUACCUAAACAAGAAGUUGGAAAAAAUAAAGAGGUAAUUGAAAAUGGAAAUGAUGAAGAGGAAAACGAAGUAUUUGAAGAUGCAUUAGAAUACAAUGAUGAGAUAUUUAAAAAAUUAGACGGAAUAAAGGAUGGUACUGAAUGUAAACAAAAAACUGAAGAAAAAAAGGAAACGUUUGAAAAACCCAAUAAAAAACUUCAAUCUAAUGAAAAUUUAAAUGUUCAAGGAACAGGAGCAAAUAAUAAUGUAAGCGAACAAGAAAUCAAAAAACCUGAUGAUAAUAAUAAAAUUUCAAAGGUCAUGUUUGGAUUAAAUUUAUUAGGCAUUAAUCCUAAACUUGGCGUAAAUGCACUUUUGCUUGUGGCACUCGGGUAUUUCAAUGCUACUUAUUUCGCAUACUUUAUGAUGUUUGUAAUAGUGUUAAAUUUUUAUUUGGAAUUAAAAAGCAUGUAUUACAAAUUAAGGAGACGAUAA